Molecule: messenger RNA, 1008 nt
Organism: Fusarium sp. VM40
Lineage: Eukaryota; Fungi; Ascomycota; Sordariomycetes; Hypocreales; Nectriaceae
Source: the annotation of a GenBank genome assembly
AUGCCUGAACACAUCAAAGCUGUUGACAUCCGAGGUGGCACUGGCGAGCGUGAUGCUCUCUUCAUCAAUGCCGAGACACCCAAGCCUACUGCCUCUGAAGGACAGGCCAUUGUGAAAAUCAAGGCCUUUGGAAUCAACCGCAUGGACAUAAUCCAACGCCGUGGCUUUUACCCGCUCCCACCCCAGGCACCCAAGACGCUGGGUGUUGAGUUCAGCGGCAUCAUCGAGUCGUUCGGAUCUGGUGACCAUGGUGCCUUCAAAGAGGGUGACGAGGUCUUUGGACUAGCUUACGGCGGUGCCUACGCAGAGUAUAUCGCUGUUAGCACCCGCAUGUUGCUGCACAAGCCUUCUUCUAUUGACUUCACCACGUGUGCUGGUAUCCCAGAGGCUUGGAUCACAGCAACCCAGGCGCUCCACCUUGUGCUUGGUUUCACCAAGGGAAAGUCCAUCCUGUGGCACGCCGGUGCUUCCGGAGUGUCGGUCGCUGGUAUUCAAUUGUCACGCGUCGCUGGUGCAUCCGAGGUCUAUGCCACAGCUGGAUCCCAGGAUAAGCUCGACUUCAUCACCUCCAAGCUUGGAGCUACAGCUGCUUUCAACUACAAGACCCAGGACUGGGCGGAAGAGAUCAAGAAGGCCACGGGAGGUAAGGGUGUCGACUACAUCGUUGACUUUGUCGGUGGAAACUACUUCCAGAAGAACCAGGAUGUUGCUGCGCGUGAUGGACGCAUGGUUCUUCUGGGAACGCUGAGCGGCGCCAAGGUUCCUGAUGCCGAUAUCUCUCAGAUCUUGUUCAAGCGACUUCGCAUCGAGGGCAGCACGCUCAGAAGCCGGGAUGAGAUAUACCAAGGCAAGCUGCGGGAUCGGUUGGAGAAGUAUAUCCCAGACUUUGAGUCAGGAAAACUCAAGAUUUUCAUAGAUGAGGUCUUCUCCUGGGAGAAGAUCCAGGAGGCUCAUAAACAUAUGGAGGACGCCAAGAACCUUGGCAAGAUUAUAUGUACUAUUCCUUAG